UAAACGCAGCGCUGAUGGAGGCUGUCACUGCCAGUGGUAUGUCGGCGGUCCACAGUGUUACCACAGCAAGCAGUGUGAUUGGGAAGCGGCGCCUGGAGGAGCGCUCUACGUUUGAUAAACGUCUGAGGUUCAGCGUUCGUCAGACGGAGAGCGCCUAUCGCUACCGUGACAUAGUGGUAAAAAAACAAGAUGGCUUUACUCACAUCUUACUGUCCACUAAGAGCUCAGAGAACAACACGCUCAACCCUGAGGUGAUGAAGGAGAUCCAGAGCGCCAUGGCGACAGCAGCAUCUGAUGAUAGUAAGCUGGUGUUGCUUGGCGGCGUCGGCAGCGUGUUCUGCUGCGGUCUGGACUUCCUGUAUUUCAUCAGACGACUGACGGACGACAGGAAGAAGGAGAGCAUCAAAAUGGCUGAAAGCAUCAGGACCUUCGUCAACACCUUCAUCCAGUUCAGGAAGCCCAUCGUGGCAGCAGUGAACGGGCCGGCGCUCGGCCUCGGCGCCGCCCUCCUGCCGCUCUGUGACGUGGUGUGGGCCAAUGAGAAGGCUUGGUUCCAGACGCCGUACACGUUCUGCGGCCAGACGCCCGACGCCUGCGCCUCCUUCACCUUCCCCCGAGUCAUGGGGCUGGCAGCGGCCAAUGAGCUGCUGCUUGGCGGCAGGAAGCUGACGGCGCAGGAGGCGUGUUCUAAAGGCCUGGUGUCCCAGGUUCUGUGGCCCGGAACCUUCACACAGGAAGUGAUGCUGCGGGUCAAAGAGCUGAUGGCUGUCGACCCUCUGGAUGUAGACACGUCCCAGACCAGGAUGUAGACACGUCCCAGACCAGGAUGUAGACACGUCCCAGACCAGGAUGUAGACACGUCCCAGACCAGGAUGUAGACACGUCCCAGACCAGGAUUUAGACACAUCCCAGACCAGGAUUUAGACACGUUCCAGACCAGGAUGUAGAGAUGUCCCAGACCAGGAUUUAGACACAUCCCAGACCAGGAUUUAGACACGUUCCAGACUAUCCUGCAGUUUACCAUAUGGUUCUAGAAUUUAGACAUGUCCCAAACCAUCCUGCAAUAUACCUUAUUGUUC
Messenger RNA from Austrofundulus limnaeus, 1079 nucleotides. It is a transcript of the gene cdyl, whose product is annotated as chromodomain protein, Y-like. Gene Ontology annotation, molecular function: transcription corepressor activity. Gene Ontology annotation, cellular component: nucleus. The record is from RefSeq and is a predicted model, not a curated record. Lineage: Eukaryota; Metazoa; Chordata; Actinopteri; Cyprinodontiformes; Rivulidae.